AUGGGGCUGCCCUGGCCAGGGCUAUGGCUGAAGAGGCUCUGGGUACUUUUGCAGGUGGCCGUGCAUGUGGCCACGGGCAAAGUGCUACUGACAUUUUUUCCAGAGAGAGUCAAGCAGCACAUCCUGGCCAUGGGCCAGAAGACUGGUAUCGCCAACAACCCCCACUUCAGCCAUGACAACUGGAUCCCAACCUUCUUCAGCACCCAGUAUUUUUGGUUCGUCCUGAAGGUCCAUUGGCAGCGACUCGAGGACAAGACUGAGCUAGGGGGUCUGGCCCCAAACUGCCCAGUGGUCCGCCUCUCAGGACAGAGGUGCAACAUCUGGGACUUCAUGCAAGAUGGCUGGGCUUUUAAGAACAACGUGGACAUCAGGAAUCACCAGAACCUGCAGGAGCGCCUGCAAGCGGCCCAUCUGCUGCUGGCCAGGAACCCCCAGUGCCCUGUGGUGGUGGACACGAUGCAGAACCAGAGCAGCCAGCACUACGCAGCACUGCCUGAGAGGCUCUACGUACUCCAGGAGGGCAGGAUCCUCUAUAAGGGUAAAUCUGGCCCUUGGAACUACAAUCCAGAGGAAGUUCGUGUGCUUCUGGAAAAGCUCCACAGUUAAUCUGGACAGAUCCUCCAGUUCUAGGUGAUCAAUAGGAGGGCUCCUCAAGGCUUGGCUCUCCCUCCAACCCAGCUGGCUUCUAUCUUUGACCUGUGUUGCCAGAUGAAUCUUAUCUAAGCAAACAACUCCCAGCUAGGGAGUGCAGGUCACAGCAUUCAAUCAGGACAAGUUGUUAUAACCACGAAAUGAAGCAACAUUUGAUCUGUUCAGGCAAGUGAACAGUUAAAGAAAGUAUAACUCCACACUUCUCCCACUGUGGAGACCACAUUCAUUGCACAAUGUUUUCAAGUGAAAGAACAGUCGCACUCCACAGCAUACUUCUGUGAUGUGGUGUCUCUCUACAGUCACUCUGAUACCAAGUGGUCCAUUAGGGCAUCCUUUCUAUUAGAUAAAUUUGCCAUUUAUGGAAUUGAUUAUUUAAGACACUAAAUUGUUUUUUAGAACCAAGCAUGGGGGCCGGCCCAUGGCUCACUCGGGAGAGUGCGGUGCUGAUAACACCAAGGCCCC
Galeopterus variegatus (Sunda flying lemur) is the source of this 1113-nucleotide messenger RNA. It is a transcript of the gene DIO1, whose product is annotated as deiodinase, iodothyronine, type I. NCBI's taxonomy places the organism in Eukaryota, Metazoa, Chordata, Mammalia, Dermoptera, Cynocephalidae. The record is from RefSeq and is a predicted model, not a curated record. Gene Ontology annotation, molecular function: thyroxine 5'-deiodinase activity. The transcript has 3 exons. Bases 1 to 606 code for a protein of 201 amino acids.